AGUGAUGUUAUGUUUGCGAAGCUAACACUUUUCUUCGAGUCGCAGCAACACGCACAUUCUUAAUGCAUUUCUUUCAAUCAUUUAAGUUUAAAGUACGUAGUAUAGUCUUGAAGCCACAGAAUAGUAUGCACGAAUCGUACGACUCGACGAUGUAAUGGUUGCACAAACGACACAGAACACCAGUCGGCCCCCUCCGUCGUAUAAUAACAUCGCGGGGGCCCUCUCACCGUCCACCAGCAACGGUGCUCCACCAUCCUAUGAGGAAGCCAUCAACCCCAAUGCACCACCACCAUCAUAUGAUUCACUCUUUGGUAGAGUACGAGAGGCUAGGAAAACAAGCAAAGGCAUCUUUGAUUUCUUUAAGAAUGUUUUCAUCAUAUUGCUUGGUGCAGUUGGGUGUACAAUAAUCUUGGGUGUAACAAUAGCUAUACCUAUAUGUAUGAUAGUAAUGGGUUCAAUAUAUCUCCAUGAAUGCCCACAAGGAGAAUACAUUCCUGUGUAUUUGCUGGUUGGGGGUAUAUUUGGUAUUCUCAAGCAGUUGUUACACUUGUCUGCAAGAGUAAGGGAAAGACAGGAGGAUAGAGAUGCUGAGCAUUUGAGACAAUCUCCCACACAAGCUCUACUUAAUUGUUUUAUGUUAGGAUGGUUUAUAAUAGGAUCUGUCUGGGUGUACAAAGAAUUUGAACCCAACUAUGACCCAAAUAAGGAAAACGGCCGCUACUGCAAUAAAAGCCUCUACUUGUUUGCUUUCUGGUUGAUCACUUCAGUUUACAUUCUUCUGGGUACAGUCACAGUGUGUUUGUGCUCACUGAGCAUCGCGAGCAUCAUUUUUCAGCCUCAGAUUGGUGGAAGCCAAAACGAUAUGUCCGACGGCCGAAUUGAAUGGUAAGUACAUUU
This is a messenger RNA of Dalotia coriaria, 897 nucleotides long. Its product is annotated as transmembrane protein 272-like. The transcript is spliced from 4 exons. The coding region runs from base 155 to 889 and encodes 244 amino acids. NCBI's taxonomy places the organism in Eukaryota, Metazoa, Arthropoda, Insecta, Coleoptera, Staphylinidae. The record is from RefSeq and is a predicted model, not a curated record.